GCGUUGCAUUGUGGGGAUACAAAUAGAGCGCAGAAAAGACAGGGGGAGCACAAAGGAAUGAAAAGAGCACCUCGAAAACUUUUAACUUCAGCCUGUUGUGCUGUGUAUUCAUGUGAGCGUUAAAUCAUCUGUGAGUUUGGCGGGUGGCAGGCUGACAACUGCCUGAGAAGCGUAGGGAAUGUGAAUGAACGGAGCGAAGCGGCAGGGCGCACCGCUGUCUCAGACAAACGCUGCUUUUUGUGUCAGCUGAGCUGUUUGCAUCCCGAGGCCCAGCCGAUAUCACGGGCCUCAUCCCAGAAGGACGUAUUUCCUGUACACAUUCAUAAACUGAUUCCAACAUGGGGGUCAAAACCUUCACCCACAGCUCGACCUCUCACAGCCAGGAGAUGCUCGAGAAGCUCAACGCUCUACGCAACCAGGGUCACUUGUGUGAUGUCACCAUUCGGGUCCAGGACAAGCUCUUCCUGGCCCACAAAGUUGUCCUAGCCUGCUGCAGUGAAUUCUUCCGCACAAAACUGGUGGGCCGGCCAGAGGAGGAGGACAAGUUUGUGUUGGACCUUCAUCACGUGACCGUUAGUGGCUUCGCUCCUCUGUUGGAAUUUGCAUACACAUCUACCCUCUCUAUUAGCACAGAGAAUAUCAUUGAUGUUCUGGCAGCUGCAAGUUACAUGCAGAUGUUUACUGUUGCUAGCACAUGUUCAGAGUUCAUGAAGUCUAGUAUUCUGUGGACCCCGGGUAACAACAGCAACAAUAACAACAUAAUGGCAGAUAAACCGCAUGAAUCGGCACCAGAGAGCGCCUCAUCAAACUGUGCGCUGACGCCAUUAGACGGCAGCGUGUCGCCUGUGUCAUCUGACUGCAGCGUGAUGGAGAGAAACGUUCCUAUAUGCCGCGAAUCGCGACGGAAACGCAAAAGUUUUGUAACAAUGGCAUCACCUGAGAGUCCGCUUAAAUGCACUACACAGAUGGUCACCACCUCCCCUCAGAUCCCAAACCCAUCCCCUUCAUUCUCAGACGGCACAGCCCAGCCUGUGGAGUCCUCCCUGGCCUUCCCAUGGACUUUCCCAUUCGGUAUCGAUCGGAGGUUCCACUCAGACAAAUCAAAGCUCCCUGAGAGCCCUCGUUGUUUAGAGCAGGGCACCCCAGGGACCUCAGAAGGGGUAGUCGGCCGGCGGCUCAGUGACUUCUUAACGUGCGAGAAUUCCAAGGCGGUGUCGUCACCGGUGCCGGCAGAGGAGGUAGAUGUGAGGGUGAAGGUGGAGCGUCUCAGUGAUGAGGAGGUCCAAGAAGCGUCCUCGCAGCCGGUCAGUGCCUCCCAGAGCUCGCUGAGUGACCAGCAGACGGUGCCAGGGAGUGAACAGGUCCAGGAGGAGCUCCUCAUCAGUCCACAGUCCUCCUCAAUAGGAUCGAUGGAUGAGGGAGUGUCUGAGGGUUUGCCGUCAAUGCAGGGCACCUCGAACACUGGAGGACACACAGAAGAUGAUGAAAGGUUAGAAGGUAUUCAGUAUCCGUACCACCUCUAUAUCAGCCCCUCAGCCAGGUCCGGCACCAAUGGUCCCGACAGGCCCUUCCAAUGUCCAACCUGUGGAGUCAGAUUCACUCGCAUUCAAAACCUGAAGCAGCAUAUGCUCAUACACUCCGGCAUUAAGCCUUUCCAGUGUGACCGCUGUGGGAAAAAGUUCACACGGGCCUACUCCCUAAAGAUGCAUCGGCUGAAGCACGAAGGUAAACGCUGUUUCCGGUGCCAGAUUUGUAGCGCCACAUUCACGUCCUUCGGUGAAUAUAAGCACCACAUGAGGGUCUCCCGACACAUAAUCCGCAAGCCGCGGAUUUACGAGUGCAAAACGUGCGGGGCCAUGUUCACCAACUCUGGCAAUUUAAUUGUACACCUGAGGAGUCUGAACCAUGAGGCAUCCGAACUAGCAAACUACUUCCAGAGCAGUGAUUUCCUCGUGCCCGACUACCUGAGCCAGGUACAGGAGGAGGAGGAGGCACUGGGAGUCCAGUAUGAGCUAGAGGAGACAGAACAUCACCCCUUGUACCCGGGAAGCACCUCCACCGCAGCCUUGUCGUCCUCCUCGGUCCAGAUGCCCGUCAUCUCCCAGGUCUCCUCCUCUACCCAGAAUUGUGAGAGUUCCACCGGCUUCCUUUCACCCGAGCCCCUGGACCCCCUGGAAGCCCCGGCCUCCCUCAAGAUGGACGCUGAUGAGACGGCCGCCAUGACAGAGGAGACCAAGAUGAACAACAGUGUCGGAGGCAGUUCCCCAGAGGUUUUUGAAGAAGAGCAGCAGCAGCAGCAGCAUGCCCAGGCCAAGGAGCUGGCUUCCAUUACCAUAGAGUGAUUCAAGCCUUCUACUUGCCCACCAUGUCUUAUUUUGCAGUCAUGUCAUAUGGGAAUAUCUGUUGAAAUGCCAUGUCGGCUCAAAGGGAUAACUCGGGACAUUGAAAUCGAAACCGAAUCAUGCGAAGCCAUCAAGACGCCACGAUUGAAGUUUUCUGAACACUUCAGUUGCCUUGAUGAUGUUUUUCCACACGCAACACAGAUGCACUUAUUUGAGUUCAUGUUUUACACCAAACCAAAUCUAGCAAAGUAAAUGAUAAUUGUCUUUUGUUGUCUUUGAAAUUAUUUCCCCCAAAUCUUGACUGAAGCAAUUUCCUUGUCGGUGACAUGAGUUCAUUAGGUCAUAAAAUCAGUCUGCAACCAAACCUAAGUUUUAAAAUAGUAUUUUUCAAGUGAAGCAAGUAAACAGUAUUUUUUAAGAGUAAUUUGUAGGAGGGUUGUUUUUCCCAUAUGACGUGAAUGCAGCACUAGCUAAAGUCAUUUCUGUCUUAGCCAGUUUGAGGUCUGUUGAAUUCAAGCCUUGCCCUACUUUUGGAAAGUGCCUGAGAGUUCCCAUUUUAACAAAGCAACGUGUAGAAGGAGGAGAGGUCUUGACUUUGCCAACAGGAACAAAUCAAGUCUUUGCAAACUGAGCUAAAGGAAAAAAAAAACCUUGUAUUUCAUUUGUAGUGACAAUGCUAGUUUGUAUGGGCAGAGACUGUGUUAUUCCUUCAGUGCCGUCGCUAUAGGCAAACUGUUAAAUGUCAAUAUUAUCUAUAUUGCAAUAGCUUGUACUUUAGUUUUACUAUUUGAAUGCUGUGUAUGUUGGGUGUUGUGAAAUAUGAUAUGUCAGGUGUGUGUAUGUGCAUUUCCUUUUAUCUAUAUGAACAUAGUACAUUUCAUUUUUUAAUGUUUAAAAAUUAGAAAUUAUAUUGACAGAGUAUUCCCUUAAGACGUUUGUGCAGUAUAUCAUUUUUCUGACCUAUUACAAAUUAUUUUAUUUUCAAUGAACACUGUUGUUAAAUGAAACCUUGCAUCUCCAAAAACUAAAUGCUAGUAGUGAGGUAAAACUUGGAUGAGCACUGCUGCAUCUUUUUGUUUGAAAAUCCAACCAAAAUAAGACUAAAAUAUAUGUAAAACACAAAUUUGGAGUAACAAGGUUUUUUUUACAAUAGCAAUGUUAUAUUUCCAAAUAGGCUCCUAAGAUAUGGUAAUGUAGCAUUUCACCCCAGUGGGAGUCGAAUGGAAGGUUUUGUUUUUAGUUUUAAAGUCAGUUUGUGUUCUAAAUAUUGAUAUCGCACAUGGAUUUUUGGUCAUCGUGAUUUACCAACAGGUACACUGCUGAUAUUCUAGGAUAUUGCAUGACUGUUGAAGUAAUGUUUCACUUCGGUACAACACAAUUGUCUUUUUUAAAGUUUUAUCCUCUUGACUUUGUAAGUGAUAUACCAAGAAUAUUAAGAAGUGUGGAUAAACCACCAGCAUUCUGUUUUUUUUCCCUAAGUUGUAACAAAGGGAAAAACUACAUUGUAAAAAAUUCCCUGACUUAAAAAAAAAGAAAAAAAGAAAAAAAAAGAACUGUGUGUGCAGGAAGUGAUGCAAACAGAUUAUGAUUGCUAUCUGUGAUGGCCAGUUUACAGUCAGAACAGAUUACCAGGUUGUUGGGUGGUAUGUGAUAAUAUUGCUUCAAAAGCAAUAGGAGCAUGCUCGUGAGUGAAUGCAAAUACUGUGAGUUGAAUCAUUAUAAAUGAUAAAUAUAUUGUGUUGGGCAAGAGCUUAUCCUUCACCAUAAACUGAUAGCACAGUUUGGCAGUUGACAUUACUAAUUUCAGAAACCUUUUUUUUUAUGCUAAUUGUUUUGGUCGAACUUCCAACUCCUGUUAUCUGUGUUGUGCCAACAUGGUUGUAAUUGUCUACUUGGACAUUGUUGUGCCUGUAUUUUGAGAAGAUAAUGAUACCCAUGGUAAUAACCCAUGAGUUGAAUGCUACUGACUGUGACUGGGUAUGUUGUUUAUCGUUUAUUUUCUGUCGCCCCCUGAAAGUAGUACAAACAGCCGACAUAAAGAAUUAUCACAGCAGACCUAGCAAGACCUCUUAAUACAGGGUUGAUUGUAAAUGUAAAGAUGAAUAUUGCUGUGAUGGGGCAUCAGUAUUACCCUGUCCUGAUCAUUUGAAGUCACUGAGAGCUGUCUUAAUAAGAGCUUGCGUUACCUUGCGCCAUCCUACCAGUCACUUUUCAAAGUUGUGCCAUUUGCCCUUUUUAUCUGGGUACAAAUCAUGCUUUUUCCUACAGGACCAAAUGUUCUCUAUCUCAUUGGGGAUGUGCCAAGGCAAUCAGUAAUUGCACAUAAUAAAAGAGAGAUAAUCAUUCUAAGUGGUCCAUGCUAUUUAGCAAAGGGGUCCUGCUGUUUCGCCCCUUAAAACACUGUAUGAUGUUGUGCAUUUAAGAGGCUAGCCUUAGUAAAUGGACCUAUUAACUCUAGUUGCACAAUAUCAACAUUUAAAAAAUGUUUUUUAUUCUCCAUUUGUGUGUCAUGCUUUUCAUCUGUUGUGUUCAGUGUCUAUUCAAACAACUUUUUUAUAAUGAAAUGCUGCUGUUUGUUGAAACGCAAAAGUGCCCAAAAUAUUUUUGUGAACCAAUGGUGUGCAAUAAAUGGACAGGUGUUGUAUUAGAA
Cottoperca gobio is the source of this 4992-nucleotide messenger RNA. It is a transcript of the gene zbtb44, whose product is annotated as zinc finger and BTB domain containing 44. NCBI's taxonomy places the organism in Eukaryota, Metazoa, Chordata, Actinopteri, Perciformes, Bovichtidae. Gene Ontology annotation, molecular function: RNA polymerase II cis-regulatory region sequence-specific DNA binding; DNA-binding transcription factor activity, RNA polymerase II-specific; protein binding. Gene Ontology annotation, biological process: regulation of transcription by RNA polymerase II. The record is from RefSeq and is a predicted model, not a curated record.